Molecule: messenger RNA, 5367 nt
Organism: Rangifer tarandus platyrhynchus (Svalbard reindeer)
Lineage: Eukaryota; Metazoa; Chordata; Mammalia; Artiodactyla; Cervidae
Source: the annotation of a GenBank genome assembly
AUGGCUACUGAUUCAGGGGAGCCAGCUAGCACAGAAGAUUCUGAGAAACCUGAUGGAGUUUCAUUGGAAAACAGAGUUCCUCAGGUUGCAGCAACUUUGACAGUGGAAGCUAGACUAAAGGAGAAAAGCAAUACCUUCUCUGCUUCUGGAGAAACUAUAGAAAAGAAAAGAUUCUUUCGAAAGAGUGUUGAGAUGACAGAAGAUGACAAAGUUGCUGAAUCUUCCUCCAAAGAUGAGAGAAUAAAGACUGCAACAAAUGUUCCAAGAGUAGAAAAGCUUCCUACAAAUGUGCUAAGAGGAGGACAAGAAGUUAAAUAUGAGCAAUGUUCAAAGGGAACGUCAGAAUCCUCAAAAGAUUAUUUCAAGGAGAAAAAUGAAAAGGAGAUGGAAGAAGAAGCAGAAAUGAAGGCUGUAGCUACUUCUCCUAGUGGCAGGUUCCUGAAAUUUGACAUAGAACUGGGAAGAGGAGCAUUUAAAACAGUAUAUAAAGGACUGGACACUGAAACAUGGGUUGAGGUUGCUUGGUGUGAGCUGCAGGACCGGAAAUUAACCAAAGCCGAGCAGCAAAGGUUCAAGGAAGAAGCAGAGAUGUUAAAGGGUCUCCAACAUCCCAAUAUAGUUCGAUUUUAUGAUUCCUGGGAGUCUAUAUUAAAAGGAAAGAAAUGUAUUGUAUUAGUGACGGAACUUAUGACAUCAGGAACCUUAAAGACGUACUUAAAACGAUUUAAAGUAAUGAAACCAAAGGUCUUAAGGAGCUGGUGCAGGCAGAUUUUAAAGGGGUUGCAGUUCUUGCACACUAGGACUCCUCCUAUUAUUCAUCGGGAUCUGAAGUGUGACAAUAUUUUCAUCACGGGACCCACGGGAUCUGUGAAGAUUGGUGAUCUAGGACUAGCCACCUUAAUGCGUACAUCAUUUGCUAAAAGUGUCAUUGGUACUCCUGAGUUUAUGGCCCCAGAGAUGUAUGAAGAGCAUUAUGAUGAAUCUGUGGAUGUCUAUGCUUUUGGAAUGUGUAUGCUGGAAAUGGCUACUUCAGAGUACCCUUAUUCUGAAUGCCAGAAUGCAGCUCAAAUAUACCGUAAAGUAACUAGCGGUAUCAAACCAGCCAGUUUUGAUAAAGUCACUGAUCCUGAAGUGAAAGAAAUCAUCGAGGGAUGUAUUCGUCAAAACAAAUCUGAAAGGUUGUCUAUAAGGGACCUUCUAAACCACGCAUUUUUUGCGGAGGAUACAGGACUAAGAGUGGAGUUGGCAGAGGAAGAUGAUUGCUCAAAUUCAUCCCUGGCUUUAAGACUCUGGGUUGAAGACCCUAAAAAAUUGAAAGGCAAACAUAAAGAUAAUGAAGCUAUUGAAUUCAGUUUCAAUUUAGAAACAGAUACACCUGAGGAAGUAGCAUAUGAAAUGGUCAAGUCAGGAUUCUUCCAUGAAAGUGAUUCCAAAGCUGUUGCUAAGUCCAUUAGAGACCGUGUGACCCUGAUAAAGAAGACAAGGGAGAAGAAGCCAGCUGCCUGUUUGGAAGAACACAGGGAUUCCCAGUGCAAGUCUUUAGGGAAUGUACUCGCUCAGCCCCAAAAUACAUCUUUGCCCCCUCCUCCUGUUCAGCACACUGGGGCGGAAUGUGAAGAAACUGAAGUUGAUCAACAUGUGCGACAACAGCUUCUACAAAGAAAACCACAACAUCAUUGCUCCUCUGUUACAGGUGACAGUUUGUCUGAGGCAGGAGCAGGAUCAGCUUUACACUCAGAUACUUCAAAUCAGCCCACUGUAGCCUACUCCUCAGACCAGAUUAUGGGCUCUCAAAUGGUUUCUAACUUGCCGCAGACCGAAAUAAAUGUUCUGGAGAAAAUUUAUCCAUCCCAGCAACUAGUGGGACAUUACCAGCAGAUUUCAGGGUUGCAGAAGCAGCCAAAGCUGACUCAGCCCCAAAUUUUGCCUUUGGUUCAAGGUCGGUCCACUAUUUUGCCUGUACAUGUCUUUGGACCUCCAGUUGUCCCACAACCCCAGGUUUCGCCUUUAAUUGUCCCAAAGGCCUCACAGAUAAAGCCUGUAUCCCAAGCAGUUGGAGCUGAACAACAAGCGACUCUUCUAAAACCAGACUUAGUUCGAAGUUUGAAUCAUGAUGUGGGACCUGUGAAAGAAAACACAAAUACCCCUGAUAACCCAAGUGGAAAUGGCAAACAAGAUCGGAUCAAACAGAGAAGAGCUUCCUGUCCUCGGUCAGACAAGGGAACUAAAUUUCAGCUUACUGUUCUUCAGGUUUCAACCUCUGGAGACAACAUGGUGGAGUGUCAACUGGAGACACACAAUAAUAAGAUGGUCACCUUCAAGUUUGAUGUUGAUGGUGAUGCACCAGAGGAUAUUGUAGACUAUAUGGUUGAAGAUAACUUUGUCCUGGAAAGUGAAAAAGAAAAAUUUGUGGAAGAAUUGAGGGCUAUUGUAGGUCAAGCCCAGGAGAUCCUUCAUGUUUACUCUGCUACAGAAAGAGCUGUUGGAGUUGACUCUGUUACUGUGGAACCCAGCAGUAGCCAAACAGGAUCAUCUGAACAAGUACAGAUAAAUUCUGCCUCCAGUCAAACCAGCAAUGAAUCUGCUCCUCCUCAGUCAUCCCCAGUUGGUCGAUGGCGAUUUUGUAUAAAUCAGACAAUAAGAAACCGUGAGGCUCAAUCUUCUCCUUCACUUCAGCAGUACAUGCCUACAGUUCCUGGGUUAAACCUACUUUCUAGUCCAAGAAACAUAAGUAAUAAGGAAAUAUCACAGGACACACUGCUUACUCUAGAAAGUAAUCCAUGCCAGCGUGUACUUUUCACCUCCACAUCACAACAUAAGGAUGUAGUUGAUGGUAAGAUUUCUGAAUAUGCCAGUGUAGAAACUAAGCAGCCAGCUAUACUUUAUCAAGUCGAAGAAGACAGGCAGAUUAUGGCACCAGUUGCUAGUAGUUCCAAUCAUACUGCUACUUCAGUUCGUGCAGUUCCACUUGAAUGUGAGGGACUCACCAACGAAGCAGGCAUAUUUCUACCUGUGUAUCCAGGUCACCAAGCUGCCAGUCAGGCAGCUUCUGGCGAGUCAACUCAGAUUGCUACUAACUGUCUUACAACCCCAGCAUUUAUAUCUGAUCAAAAGCCUCAGUCCUUACUAGCGAAGCAGCCAACUACAGAUGCAGAAUUUAUUUCCCAAGAAGGAGAAACUGCAGUGAACAUGGAAGCAAGUUCUCCUAAGAUGGUUGUUCCCACUCAGAAUCCCGGCCUUGAACCAACCAGCCUUCUAUCCUCUACUGUCCUGGAAUCAGAUGGGGAAAGACCUCCAAAAAUGGAAUUUGCAGACAACCGAAUUAAAACUCUGGAUGAAAAAUUAAGAAAUUUGCUCUAUCAGGAGCAUAACAUACCUAGCAUCUACCCUGAGAGUCAGAAGGAUACCCAAAGCAUAGACUCUCCAUUUUCUUCCUCUGCUGAAGAUGUACUCUCAUGUCCAGUGCCAGAAGUCAUAGGCACCAGUCACUGUGAAAUUCAAGAUAGUCCUGCACAGUCCCCUAAUUUUCGACAGACAGGCUCUAAGAUUCUGUCCAAUGUGGCUGUGAAUCAGCCUGCUAACAUAUCAGUGUUCAAAAGGGACCUGAAUGUGAUAACUUCUAUACCCAGCGAAUUAUGUUUACAUGAGAUGUCCCCAGAUGCUUCACUUCCAGGAGAUCCAGAGGCCUAUCCUGCUGCUGUGUCAAGCGGUGGAGCCAUUCAUCUGCAGACAGGAGGUGGAUAUUUUGGCCUAAGCUUUACUUGUCCUAGUCUCAAAAAUCCUAUUAGCAAGAAAUCCUGGACUCGCAAAUUAAAAAGCUGGGCAUACAGGCUACGGCAGUCAACCAGCUUUUUCAAGAGAUCAAAAGUCCGUCAAGUGGAAACAGAAGAUACGAGAUCAGCAGUUGUUCCUGACCCCAUUCAUCUGACAGGAGAGUCCACGACUGAUACUAGGUCUUUGAGUAAAUGUAAAGCAAUGAGUGGAUCAUUUCAGCGGGGUCGGUUUCAGGUGAUUACAGUUCCCCAGCAGGAGUCAGUGGAAGUGACAUCUUUUGGAACAGAACUCAUACCAGCAUUCAAUAAAGUGACAAGUCAGUCUACUGAAGAAGCUUUAGCCUUUACUGAAACAGCAAAGUCUCAAUUGAUAGAAAUGGAACCUGUCACCAACAAUCCACAAACUUCAGUUUCUUCUCAGAAGUUACAAGCUCUUCACGAAACCUUCAAAGAUCCAAGAAUUUCCAAACAAACUGACAACUUUUCAUCUUUUAGUAUAGCUUGUGAGACUGAUACAUCAUCGAUUACUACAGAAAAGGAAUUGGAAGAAAAUUUGGCCACAGGAAGUAGCAUGCAGUCUGGAUCUGAACUGCUUAAAGAGAGAGAAUUACUUACUGCUAGGAAACAGCCUAGCUCUAAUAGUGAAUUUUCCGCCGCUCUUCCUGACAGAGGGAAAUCAGUGGUGAAGACUGGUCCAGAGAGAGAAAAGUGCUUACCACUCUGUGAAGAAAAAGCCUGUGUUCAAACACAGAGCUCACACUUCUAUUCACCGUCUUCCCCAAUGAGCAGUGAUGAGUCAGAAAUAGAGGAUGAGGACUUAAAGGUGGAGCUUCAAAGAUUACGAGAAAAACAUAUUCAGGAGGUGGUAAAUCUUCAAACCCAGCAGAAUAAGGAGCUACAGGAGCUCUAUGAACGCCUUCGAGCAAUUAAAGAGAGCAAAGUCCAAUCAUCAGAAGCUCCUGUAUCACCUGCAUCACCACGUAGACCAAGAUCUUUAAAAAGCAAACUUCGAAGCCGUCCCCAGUCCUUGACACGUGUGGACAGUGGCACAAUUGCUACAGAUCCACUGUGUGUGGAAAGUAGUGCAGCAUCAUUCCAGCGAUCUUCAGUUAGUAAAAAAGGAAUGUUCACAGAUGAUUUACACAAAUUGGUGGAUGACUGGACAAAGGAAACAGUAGGAAAUUCGCUUAUUAAGCCAAGUUUAAACCAACUUAAACAGAGUCAACAGAAACUAGAAACAGACAACUGGAACAAAGCAUAUGAAAAUACUCCAUCUACUAUGGGCUACACACCAACAUGGAUUUCUUCUCUGUCCCAAAUCCGUGGAGCUGUCCCAACCUCCUUGCCACAAGGACUGUCACUUCCUUCAUUUCCUGGGCCAUUAUCAUCAUAUGGAAUACCCCAUGUUUGUCAGUAUAAUGCUGUGGUGGGGCCAGGGUAUCCAGUACAGUGGGUAGGAAUUUCAGGAGCACCACAACAGUCUCUAGUAAUUCCUAACCAACCUGGGGGACCGUUCCAACCAGGGAUGAAUUUGCAGGCAUUUCCAGCUUCAGCAGUACAGAAUCCGUCCACAAUCCCUCCUGGUCCCAAGUAA